AUGGCGUCGAUGGCGGCGGCGAUCGCGGCCUCGCGCUCGGCCGUCAUGAGCGGGAACCGGCCGCUGGACGACCGGGAGCGGAAGCGCUUCACCUACUUCUCAUCGCUGAGCCCCAUGGCCAGGAAGAUCAUGCAGGACAAGGAGAAGAUCCGGGAGAAGUACGGGCCCGAGUGGGCGCGGCUGCCGCCGGCGCAGCAGGACGAAAUCAUCGACCGCUGCCUGGUGGGGCCGCGCGCCCCGGCCGCCGCCGACGCGGGGGACGUGCGGGACCCGACGCGCUUCCCCGGCCUGCGCGGGCCCACGGGCCAGAAGCUGGUGCGCUUCGGCGACGAGGACAUAACUUGGCAAGAUGAACACUCGGCCCCAUUCUCCUGGGAGACAAGGAGUCAGAUGGAAUUCAGCAUCUCCUCCUUAUCCAUCCAGGAGCCCAGCACUGCCACUAUGACCAGUGAUACCAGGCCCCUGGCCAAGGCUCCUCAGGGCACACAGGGUUCCAAACCUGCCCAGGGCAGCAGAUCCUCUAGCCUGGAUACCCUGGGACCAUCUCGAAAAGAGGAGGAAGCAUCGUUCUGGAAGAUCAAUGCUGAGCGCUCUCGGGAGGGGCCUGAGGCUGAGUUCCAGUCCCUGACACCCAGCCAGAUCAAGUCCAUGGAGAAGGGGGAAAAGGUUCUGCCAGCCUGCUACCGCCAGGAGCCCACCACAAAAGACAGGGAGGCCAAGCCUGUGCCACAGGAACAGCAAACCCUCCCCAGUAUGAAUGCAGAGCAGGAGGUACCCCAGCCGGUGCAAGCCCCUGCCAGCUUGCUGCCCAAGGCUACUACCCACACUGUGUCCCCAGAGAAGCUACCGCCUCCUGCUGCCCAGCAGGAUGAAGACGAUGAUGACGCCCUGUUCUCAGAGCCCACACUUUCGCAGAUCAGCUCAAGUAACGUCCUCUUGAAGACAGGCUUUGAUUUUCUGGACAACUGGUAAAUGGUGCUACCCAGAAACACAACCAGGAGCCCCCAGCGUGGCCCACCGUGGUGUUCAGAGGAGAAAGCAGCACUGCCUGCGUAUUUUCCUGUUUUCUCUACUCUUUUCUUAGUCUUUUGGAAACUAGGAAAUGUUGCCAGGUUUUCCCUGUUUUUGGUAAAACCAAAUAGAUAAAUAUACUAUUUUCAAUGAUUUGAUAACAAGUUUUACACUUGGGAUUUUUAAACACUAGGAAUCCAGUAAGCUUUGUAAAUAAAACUUCUGUUCCCAGCUCCAUCCUACCUUCCCUCCAGCAAGGUUCCCUGACCAAGUCACAAAACGCAAAAAGCGAUUCUUUCUCCUCUCUUUGAGGACUCCCUGGAUGGAUAUGGGCUGUUGCCUGUCACUGUGGAAGAUUCAUCCUUAAAAACUGUGCUCACCUGGUACUCUUCCUUUGCGGAAGCCAGGUUUGGCAUUAUCUGUCCUUCCCCUACCAAACUCAUAGGAAACACUGCGGGUAGGUGGCAGGUGCCCUCUGAGCUGUCCUGGUGACUUACUCAGAGCUCUCUCUGAUCGCUGUCUAAAAGCAGCUGCCCGUUAUAUCAGAUUCUCCUUGUAUAUAGAGCUGUAGCAGGUUCCUUGGCUCGGUGGGAAUUUCCUUCAGGAAGUUAUUAAAACAGGGUGGUGACAGCUGCGCUGGACAUCAGGGCUCUUCUGAUUCACUAAGGUUGAACCUUCCAGAAUGAGGCUUCCAGGCCUGAGCAUCCUUUACCCCAGUCUGGCCGGGCUGUCUUAUGCUGGACACUCCUCCAGACCUGACCACAUUUCAAGUGCAAGAGGCUUUCCUGAUAGUUCCGGAAGCUUCCCCUUGCAUCCCCGAGAGCUCACAGCAGCAAGGCAGAGUGAGGAGCUUGUGCCUCACCCGGAAUUUGCUGCCCUCUGUCCUCACCACCCUGCCAUGGCCCCUGGACCCCAUACACCUUCAGGAUGCCAAGCAGAUCUGUGAGCUCAGGGUGGCAUGGUCUACCCUUUGCUACCACUCCGUUCUCCUCACCUGAAGCCUUAAUCUCCACGAGCCCUCCUCCCAGCGCCUGGUUUCAUUACUGAAAGUGUAGCCUCCUUAAUGUCUGAAGUAGCUUCUGGAAUGUUUUAUUUAGCUCCAAGGUAAAGCACAUGGCAACUCCCCAGCCAUUAUCCCCUCGCCUAAGAAGACAUGCCAAAGCUGUACUUAGCCAAUAUUGAUGUGAUACCUGCCAAUUAGCUUUUGUCCUGAACCUCCCUCGGUCCCCGGUGCUCCAGGUUUGCCUUCCUCCAGCAACUUUUGAGGAGUCAUCUUUCCGCACUGUUUGUAGGGGAAUUGAUACUGAGGAAGAUUUGAAGCUUGUGCAACAAUGUUUCCCUUCCCCAUGAGUCUAUGCUCCCAUAGCACUGCUGUAGCAGGAGGAGACUCUCGGCUGAGUGUAGACAACCUCUGUGACUGGCCCCAUGGGUGACUCUCACAGUGGUGUUUGCAAGGAGUCCUCUGAAGAGCAGGUGGAAGUCACGGAUAGGGACUCCAGGAAGGCUCCUAAAGGACCCGCCUGACCUGGGGGUUGUCCUUGUACCUGGGCAGAGUCCACACCACGCUGGCUUCUUGGUCUCCCCCAGGGACUAUGUGGCAGUGACCAGGAAAUCAGAACUGUAUUUUCCGUUUUUCCUUCCUCCAUACAUCCUGAUGAAGUACAUUCAUUUUUCUUCUCUGAAGCACAUUCUUUGGCCGAAGCUAGUGUAUGAUGCUGUACUCCACCACAUGCCCACACUUAGCUCCUGGGAGGCAGCUCCAGGGCUCCGUGUCUUGCUCUUGGUGGCUGUGUCCAACAGAAGCUCUCAGGAACCCAGGCUCUGCGUGUCUGGUUUGUCCCUGAAUCCCAGCCCUCUGGGUUGGAUCCGAUCCUGUCAGGAGCAGUGGAGUCUGCCUCCUGGCCAGGUGCACUCCUCAUGCCAGUGUGGGAGUGGCCUUCCAUUCUUCACUCUGCCCUCUCCUUUGAUACAUACUUUCGAAAUCGUAAAUUCUUACUGACAGCUUGUAAUUUGGUCCUAUUUUAUACUCAAGCCUUUAAUAAAGCCAUUUUAAAAAUGAGA
Messenger RNA from Grammomys surdaster, 3072 nucleotides. It is a transcript of the gene CUNH1orf198, whose product is annotated as chromosome unknown C1orf198 homolog. The record is from RefSeq and is a predicted model, not a curated record. The transcript is spliced from 4 exons. NCBI's taxonomy places the organism in Eukaryota, Metazoa, Chordata, Mammalia, Rodentia, Muridae. Bases 1 to 972 code for a protein of 323 amino acids.